AGAUGAUCCAGCUUGAUCCUGAGGUUUGGGCAAAACGGAUAAUGGGCUCAAUCCUGAUCCCUUUAGCCGUCCUUGUUGGGGCUCAAGCAGCUCAGUGUUACUCAGUAGGUUAUGUAUCUCCUCAAGAGUCCUUCUACACUGGUCUGGAGGUUUCUGACCAACCUAAUCCUCAUAUCUUAACAAUAUUUAUCACUGGGUCAGUUUCUCUACUUACAGCAGUUGGUUCCUACACCUUCAUCUGGUAUUAUCUCAAGACCUACCAUAACACCAGGGAUUCCAUUUCUGUUAGAUAUGGGAAAAAUCCCUGAAUAGAUUGAGAUUCUUUUUAAAA
Eurytemora carolleeae is the source of this 331-nucleotide messenger RNA. RefSeq lists its product as uncharacterized. NCBI's taxonomy places the organism in Eukaryota, Metazoa, Arthropoda, Copepoda, Calanoida, Temoridae. The transcript is spliced from 2 exons. Bases 3 to 308 code for a protein of 101 amino acids. The record is from RefSeq and is a predicted model, not a curated record.